Myxocyprinus asiaticus (Chinese sucker) is the source of this 4752-nucleotide messenger RNA. RefSeq names its product leucine-rich repeat and fibronectin type III domain-containing protein 1-like protein. NCBI's taxonomy places the organism in Eukaryota, Metazoa, Chordata, Actinopteri, Cypriniformes, Catostomidae. The coding region runs from base 1425 to 3023 and encodes 532 amino acids. The record is from RefSeq and is a predicted model, not a curated record. The transcript is spliced from 3 exons. Gene Ontology annotation, molecular function: protein binding.
AAUUAAUCAGUAAAUCAAUCUUUUAUUUCUAAAGCACAUUUUAAAACAGCAAGUGCUGACCAAAGUGCUGUACAAUAAGAUUAAUAAGACAGUAAGAAAAUUACAUACAGGUUCACACAAAAUUAUAACUCAAACACAUAUCCAUCUACACAGAUCUAAGAGAUGAUAUAAAAACAUCAACGGUAAGAAAAUUACAAAAAGCACAAUCAUGUACACACAAAAUAUAACACAAACACAUAUCCACCUACUCAGAUCCAUAGGCUAGAGAGAAAAGAUGAGUUUUAACAGAUUAUUUAAAAACAUCAACAGUGGAACAAGAUCUUAAAUGAAGGGGUCAAUUAUUCCACAAGCGAGCGGCUGCUACUGAGAAGGCACGGUCACCCUUGAGUUUUAGACAGGACCUGGGAACAAACAGCAGCAUGCUGUUUGAUAACCUUAAGGACCUAGAAGUCUGAUGGUGAGAGAGAAGAUCAGAUAUAUACUGAGGUGCCUAGCCAUUUAAUGACUGGUAAACAAAUAAUAAAACCUUAUGACAUCUAAAGUUAUCCAGCCAAAGAGUGAGUGUUUUUUUCUAGCUAUUUGCUGUCAAAUUCUGCCCCACAAAGACAAAAUGCUGUAACUAUGCCAACACGGAAAUCUAGAAAACUGGCUUCAAAGUUUUUUCGAAUUCCCAGCAAAAUGUUCAUUAUCAAAUGUUCACUCUUCUUUUUCUCUAUAUCUUCGGAUAGUUCAGUCAAACCUAUCUGUCGCAGGACAGAUCACUGUAAAAUGUGGUAACCUCCAAUUGUUACUGUAAGGAUUUUAUUUUUAUUUUUUAUCUAACCCUAAAACUGACUUUUUAUGGUGUAACCUAAUGCAGUUAAGUUAAUUAUUCAGUUAUGUUAUAUAUAUAUACACUGAAAAAAAGGAUUCCUUGCUUCAGCAAAUAUUGCUCAUUAAAAUAAACAGAUUUUACUGAAAACGUAAUUCUGUCAACUUUCCUUAAUUAUAUGCUAUAUGUGUGACACAAGAUAUUGAGAUUAUGCUGUACUCAUAAUAAUAAAGAAAAUUUGCUAAUUAUUUUGAGUGAAGUGACAAUAAUCUGUAGGUUAGUAAACCCAGCCUAAUGUUUUAAGAUUCCAUGGGAAACCAUGUGAUGCAGAAUGUGAUUGAAUUUUAAGCAAGCAUAUUUGGGGCUGGCUGCCAUUUUGGAUGUGGAGAGCUCGUGGUGGACAAAACAAAGUUUUUGCCAAAAAGUUCAAAGGUAAAUUACUUUAAACACUGAAAUCAGUAGAGGUUUUUUUUUGUUUGUUGUUGUUGUUGUUGUUGCUAUCAGUUUUCUGUGUAUUCAAGUUUCUAUUCACUUAAAGAAGUUGUUAACUUACGUUACGUUUCGUUUGCAAAUCUACAUAUUAUUAAGCAUUUGUCUGCUUGAGGCUAAUUAGAUGUGUACAUCUUCACAGUCGAACAAACUCAAAGGAGCCCACACAUUUUUUCACCAGGCAGAUACUCUUCAUCUUCAACCUCUGCUCAGGGCCUUCAUCUACAACUCCUCACUCGCAUCACAGAAACUCAACAGGAGUGCACCCAUGGAGAGGCUGCUUCUGUGCCUAGCUCUGUUCUCCUUGCCUUCCUAUGCCAUGCUGUGCCCCAAGCGCUGUACCUGCCAGAACUUGCUUCCCUCAUACACCGUGCUGUGUGCCAAAACCGGCUUGCUCUUCAUACCACCCAAUAUCGACCGCCAGACUGCUGAGCUGCGACUGAUGGACAACUUUAUCACGACUCUGCAUCAUAAAGACUUUGCUAACAUGAGCAGUCUCAUACACCUCACGCUCUCCCGAAAUACUAUCAGCCAGAUUAGACCAUAUGCCUUUGCCGACCUGCAGGAUCUACACGCGCUGCAUCUUGACGCUAACCGGCUAACAAUCCUGGAUGACACUCACCUGCAGGGGCUGGUUAAUCUACGCCACCUAAUACUCGCCAACAACCAGCUUCAUAGCAUCUCAUAUGGGGCCUUCCAAGACUUCUUAGAGACUCUUGAGGAUCUUGAUCUGUCAUAUAACAAUCUGGUGGAUGUACCAUGGGAUACUAUAGCCAUGCUAGCCAGCGUUAAUACCCUGAGUCUGGAUCACAAUCUUAUUGAGUUUGUGCCUGAAGGGAUAUUUUCGAAUCUUCACAAACUGGCCAGACUUGAUAUGACGUCCAACAAACUGAAGAAGAUCCCCCCAGACCCUCUCUUCCUACGCAUUCCUGUCUAUGCUAAAAUGAAAGGCUCACCAUUGACCGCGUUAGUGCUUAGUUUUGGUGGGAACCCGCUGCAUUGCAACUGUGAGCUGGUUUGGCUCCGACGCCUCACUAGGGAAGAUGAUCUGGAGACUUGUGCUUCACCUCAAGAACUAGCUGGAAAGUACUUCUGGACAAUUAGAGAGGAAGAGUUUGUGUGUGAGCCACCCAUGAUCACCCGUCACACUUCUAAGAUGUUUGUCAUGGAAGGUCAAGAGGUCAGUCUGCGAUGUCGCUCUGUUGGAGACCCUGAACCAACCGUCCACUGGGUCAGUCCUGAUGGAAAGCUGAUCGGUAACACCUCACGGACCAUAUGCUAUGAAAACGGCUCUCUUGAUAUCUUAACAGCUAUGGUGAAAGACUCAGGUGUGUUUACAUGUAUAGCUUCAAAUGCUGCGGGUGAAGCCACAGCUCCAGUGGAAUUAGUAGUAAACCCCUCACCGCAUUAUGAUCCCAAAAUGGAGCCAGAACCGGGACCCUCGGACAUGCCUACUUCCAUAAAGUCCAACAGUAGUGGCAGUGGGGGCCAGGCACGAGCAGAUCAGAGGGUCAUUGUCUCUGAAAUCACCUCAACAUCAGCAAUGAUCCGCUGGCCUCCACAAAGCCACAUCCCUGGAGUCCGCAUGUACCAGAUCCAGUACAACAGCACCACUGAUGACAUUCUCAUAUACCGGGAAAGCCUGGCAUCUGAGACUUGGGCUUUUAAUGGCUUAUGGCGGAAUCCUAUUCAGAUAGUGGCUGAAACAUUGAAAUUCCACUGAUGAAUACAAAUGGCCCUAGAUGACUGCCAACCCAACAAGUGCACAAUAAUGUCAUGAAUGCAAUAUAUGAAGUAUGGCAAUACUAAAUAUAUUUAUUUUCUGUGGUAAUGAAAGGAUCCUUCCCAACGGGCCAGCUGUUUUAAGAUACAUGCUGAAAGUGUCAGAAAAAACCUAGAAAGAAUUUAAUUUGCGUACAGGAAGAUUGGCUGCCAUGGUGAUAGUUUCAGUCAGAUUUUGUCUGAUAUAAUUCAAACUAAAUUUUGUGAAGCAUAAACCACAAGAAGUUGUACUGACAUCCUUCUAUAGGUCACACUGCGUGUUAUUUUCUGGAGGAAGACAAUAAUAACAGAAUAGCAAUUGCAGUUGCAAGUUAAGUGUUUGCCCUUGUUUCCUGAAAGAUUAUAAUGAAGAAAAAAAAUAGUGAUUUUGAAAUAUGUCUCUAUUUCAAAACAGAAUAGUUUUCUUCGUUAUUCAUGGAGAGGACAAGCUAGUUAUCUUACAGUUCCUAUUCUCUUUUGAGCUGAAGGUCUUUUGGACACCCUAUAUUUUGUAUUGCAUAUUGAAGAUGCCUGUUUCAGGGAUUACACCAUAACAACUAAAUUCAUUUUUCCUUUUUAACAUUCAGCCAUGGCCUCACCGCCAGUUACUUCCAUGAUUUCUCAUUGAAGGGACCUGUAAGGAUGUAAUUAAUUCCUGAAAUAAUCCCUGUGGAUAGAUUAAGAGGGAAGAAAAGAUACAUACAGAAAUAAAUUUGCUAUUAAUUAUGGAAAAGGCAAGGGGAGUUAUUUGGUUUAUAGAGCUGAAGAGUAAUCUCAAAGUCUUUCAGAAUCAAUUAAGAAUGCAUGCACUGUAUUCCCCGUUGACAGUGAGCUGGGUUAUGGUAAGAAUGAGUUAGACAGAGUGGCCAAGAAACUGAGACCGGGGUGAGAAAAUACAGUGUAAAUUUUGAAUUGAAAAAACAGAUUAAAUUUGAAGUGAUUGGAGAAAGACUGCUGCAAUCACAGUGUGCAUGUGCCAAAUUAAGACUUAUAGAAGUGGAAGAUGUGAUGUCAGAUGGAAUAGAUUUACAUUUGCAUUCAAGUUCUUGGCAGAUGCUCUCUUAAAACUAUUGACAGGAAAGUGCACACACUUCAUUGUUUUUUUGUUUUGUUUUUGUUUUUCUCUCUAUUAUUAAUAACUCAAUGCAUGUUUGAUUUGUUGAAACUGGUUUAUCGUGUUUCAAACUGAGUUUCUAACCAGUGAAUUGAUUUAGAAGUUUAGCAGCAGAAACUUGAAUAUCAAGUCAUGAUUAUCAAAUAUUCUUCAUCCAAAGUUUCAUACAUUUACAAUACAAAAUAAUUUUGAAAUGUAAGUAUUUUGAUUUCAUAACAAAAAUUCAACUAAAUUGAAUUGAGUAAUCUUUUAUAAAAAAAAUAAAAAAAUAAAAAAUUAAAUAUUUUACAUUUAUUAAUUUAAUUUGGUUAAACAUUACAUAAUUUAAUUUGAUGGAAAUUUGUUGUAAAAUUUAUAAAUGUGUAAAUCUUACAAUAAGUGUUGAUAUGCAAAUACAUUUGGAGAGAUUUUAAUUAACCAUUCUUAUUUCUAGAGUUUAGAGCCAAAUUAUUGUUGUGGUAUAUGCUGAAGUGUUGUUUACACUGCAAAAAGCAUUUUCUUAAUCUGUAUUUUUGUUUUUUAUUUUCCAAUAAAUAUAUAAAAAUACAGAUUAAGAAAAUGUUUUUUGCUUUUGCUU